Chironomus riparius is the source of this 735-nucleotide messenger RNA. Lineage: Eukaryota; Metazoa; Arthropoda; Insecta; Diptera; Chironomidae. The record is from the annotation of a GenBank genome assembly.
AUGUUUGUAGCUAAGAGUAGAUUAGUGGCUAAGAAUAGAAAUACAACUUAUGACAAGCAAAUUUAUAGCAAGACAAUUUAUAGUGAUCAAUUUGUAGCAAUUCAACUUUUGGGAAGUAAAUUUAAAACAAGACAACUUAAGGUAAGUCAAUUUAUAGCAAGACAACUUAUAGUAAGUCAAUUUAUAGCAAAUAAACUUAUAGCAGUCCAAUUUAUGGCAAAUAAAUUUAUAGCAAGACAACUUAUAGUAAGUCAAUUUAUAGCAAAUAAACUUAUAGCAGUCCAAUUUAUGGCAAGUAAAUUUAUAGCAAGACAACUUAAAGUAAGUCAACUUAUAGCAAGACAACUUAUGGUAUGUCAAUUUAUAGCAAAUAAGCUUAUAGCAGUCCAAUUUAUGGCAAGUAAAUUUAUAGCAAGACAACUUAUAGUAAGUCAAUUUUUAGCAAAUAAACUUAUAGCAGUCCAAUUUAUGGCAAGUAAAUUUAUAGCAAGACAACUUAAAGUAAGUCAACUUAUAGCAAGACAACUUACGGUAAGUCAAUUUAUAGCAAGUGAACUUAAAGCAAGACAACUUAUGGGAAGUAAAUUUAUAGCAAGAAAACUUAUGGUAAGUCAAUUUAUAGCAAGUGAACUUAAAGCAAGACAACUUAUGGGAAGAAAAUUUAUAGCAAGAAAACUUAUGGUAAGUCAAUUUAUAGCAAGUAAACUUAAAGCAAGACAACUUAUAACAAGUUAA